This is a messenger RNA of Lodderomyces orthopsilosis Co 90-125, 1644 nucleotides long. RefSeq lists its product as uncharacterized. Bases 1 to 1644 code for a protein of 547 amino acids. NCBI's taxonomy places the organism in Eukaryota, Fungi, Ascomycota, Pichiomycetes, Serinales, Debaryomycetaceae. The transcript has a single exon. The record is from RefSeq and is a predicted model, not a curated record.
AUGAGUGUUAAUACGAACAAAGGUAAAGAUGACAAUCAUGCAAGAAGUAACCCGGAAACAACAGAAAAAGAACAAGAGACACCGAAAGGGGUGGCAUCGCCUCGGGUGGGAGUUGCACACACUAGUCAUUCACAAACACCAAGCAUACUACAGUCACCUUAUAGGGGAGGUUCAGCAAUACCACAACAUCCUUCAACACAGCCAAUUCAAUCUCAAAAGACUACUUCUAUUCCCUCAUUAUCUGCAUUGAAUGAAUCUAUUCAGAGACCCCACUCUGCCUCAACUGCACCUUCCUCGCCGCAAAGGACAAUAAGUGAUCCUGGUUUAUUGACGUUAUUGGGUCCCAAUGUGAGUUCAUUUCCCUUUAGUGAAUUGGCAUUCAUUGAAGCGAUGAAGUUGAGAACAGAACAGGAACGUACAAAGCAAGAGUUUUACCGAGCUGAAAGUGCAAACAAGACUUUAAGUAUUAUCCAGUUGGCAUUGCAAGCUCAAGUCCCGCCUAAUCAAAUUCCACAGUUACUAGCUGGUGGAGUACCCGGAAGCGCCGAUGACACUAAAUCAAAAGAAUUGAAUGUACGACUGUCGUAUCAAUUUCCGUUAUCACAUCAGUCCCCACCAUACUCUCAACCUGCUCGUUGGGUAACCCCCCAAUUGGCACAGCCACGACUUCUGCUGGAGCAACAAAUUCAAAUGAUACAAGCUCAGCAGAGACAAAUACAAUUCAAUCUUCAACAGCAACAGCAUCAGCAACAGCAACAGAUACAUUUGCAACAUGUUUCACAAGUAAUGCCCAACGUAAAUCCACAAAUUCCACAAAAGCGUGCCUCUAGUACUGAUCAAGACAUCACUGCAAGUCCUAUGCAACCAAAGGGUUUCAAGUUUGGAGGAAAUAUAGCAUCAAGCACAUCACAGGAGCGACCGCAGUCUCCGGCAAAAAUUGGAGCCACGGCUGUGGCAAACUUGAAUGCACCAACAACUCCAUUUCGCGUACCUAGAUCUACCUCGUCAUCUACUGGAAGAAGGACUAGAGGACACCAAAGAUAUAAUUCAAUGCCCGUACUGGCAAGCACAAGUGAGGGCACCCUGAGCACAAAGACAAGAAGUCUACGACAUGAUACCUUAGCUUCUGAAAAGCCUUCUCCGUUUUUGCAAUCUCCUUCAGGAGCCAGAUCGACACUUCAGGUGAACCCAAUACCAGCCCAGCCUUUGAAUGAACAAAAGAAACAGCAAGCGCAGCCGCUGCAGGAAUCAAUGCAGUCAUUUCAGCACGUCAUCCAAUUUCACCAUUGGCAACCCGAAUUAGGUUCCGCUUCAAGCUCCAUCAAUAGGUCACCGAGUCACAAACGUCAUAAAUCUAUGACUAGAGAAGAUAUAUCUUCCGCCUACCGUGAACCUGAAUCAAGUGAAAAGGGUGUUAAAAGUGAGUUUACAGCAGGUCAAAACUACGCCACGGAAAAGUCAUACACAAAAGAGAGGGAAAUCAUUGCUGAUGAGGAAGACGACGCAGAUCUGUCAGUAGAAACAAGUAUGGUAGAGGCCGCAACAAAAAAGGACGAACUGGCACAUCCACCAUCUCGAGGGCAUUCUCGACAAGAGCUGAAUAUAGGUAGGUAUCCUCAUGACAUAUUAUCUGCCAACCAUUAA